Pangasianodon hypophthalmus (striped catfish) is the source of this 4767-nucleotide messenger RNA. RefSeq names its product LIM homeobox 5 (gene lhx5). Bases 902 to 2032 code for a protein of 376 amino acids. Gene Ontology annotation, biological process: neuron differentiation; regulation of transcription by RNA polymerase II. The record is from RefSeq and is a predicted model, not a curated record. Gene Ontology annotation, molecular function: DNA-binding transcription factor activity, RNA polymerase II-specific; RNA polymerase II transcription regulatory region sequence-specific DNA binding. The transcript is spliced from 5 exons. Lineage: Eukaryota; Metazoa; Chordata; Actinopteri; Siluriformes; Pangasiidae. Gene Ontology annotation, cellular component: nucleus.
GAGAGAGAGAGAGAGAGAGAGAGAGAGAGAGAAGUUAGCUGCGACUACAUCUCAUUUCCCAGCCCUACCAGUGUGCAGGCUUCAGCUUCACCCCUCCACUUUCCCUCUAAACAAAAUGCUGCAAAUUAUCAUUCAAAUAAAACAUUAAUAAUAAAUUCUGAUGGAAAAAAAAUGAUCAGUUCUUCACGGAUUUCCUGAAGAAAGAGUGUCUUCCAGUCCAAAUUCAGCCUCUUCUCAGUAGUUGAACCAACUAUUUUCUCAGUCCAGUUUUUUCUCUGAUUCUAGUUGAUGGAAGAUUAAAAAAAAGAAGAAGAAGAAGAAGAAGAAGAAGGGAGAAAACCCCACUGCAAAACAAGAAGGUGCCUCCAAUGCUCAACUACCUUCACAAUUUAAAGACGCUAUGACAGUGCCAUUAUUUAAGCCCGUUGCUAUGACAGCGUGACUCUGAUUGGCCAGCGGUGCGCAGAACGUCACCAAAUCUGAAUUCUGAUGCGCGAGGCUCCCGCGACUCGCGGCACAGCGACGCGAAAAGCGCGAGCGUUUAGCGGGCACCUACACGCGCACAGAGAAGACGGAGAAUAUAUGUAUAUAUGUAUAUAAUUAUAUGCAAAGAUUGAGUCAAGAUUUUUUUUUUUUUCAAACGAAAUUUGUUGUUUUUAUGUUGUUUUUUCUUUUUCUUUUUAGAUUUUUGUGAUUCCAUUUUUAUGGCUCCUGAUGUCUGGAUGCCUGCAGGCUGCAAAAUAACGCACGGGAGCGCGAGCGUGCCAGUUGUUCUAAUAGUGGAAAGGAAAAUCUGAUUUUUAAAUUUAAAAAAAAAAAAAAAAGCAUAUAUUUAGCAUUGUUGUGUUCCUCUGAGGAAGCCAAGCUGCCGGUCCGCGUGGCUCGCGGGAAGCUCGACGCGAUGAUGGUGCACUGCGCCGGGUGCGCGAGGCCCAUCCUGGACCGCUUCCUACUGAACGUGCUGGACCGCGCGUGGCACGCCGAGUGCGUGCAGUGCUGCGAGUGCAGCUGCAACCUCACCGAGAAGUGUUUCUCCAGGGAUGGCAAACUUUACUGCAAAAUUGACUUUUUCAGGCGUUUUGGCACGAAGUGUGCGGGCUGUUUUCAGGGCAUUUCCCCCAGCGACCUGGUGCGCAAGGCGCGCAGUAAAGUGUUUCACUUGAACUGCUUCACGUGCAUGGUCUGCAACAAGCAGCUGUCCACGGGCGAGGAGCUCUACGUCAUCGACGAGAACAAGUUCGUGUGCAAGGAGGACUACGUGAGCGCGAGCGCCAUCAGAGACGUCAACCUGAACUCAGUGUCGUCGUGCACCGACCGCAGCCUGUCGCCCGACCUGCCCGAGCCAAACGCGGACGACCCGAAAGAGACGGACAACUCCACGUGCUCGGACAAGGACGCGAACGCCAACGAGGCGGAGGAGCAGAGCGCGUGCCAGAAGCGCCGCGGCCCGCGCACCACCAUCAAAGCCAAACAGCUGGAGACGCUGAAAGCGGCGUUCGUGGCCACGCCGAAACCCACGCGCCACAUCCGCGAGCAGCUGGCUCAGGAGACCGGCCUCAACAUGCGAGUCAUUCAGGUGUGGUUUCAGAACAGACGGUCAAAGGAACGUAGGAUGAAGCAGCUCAGUGCCCUUGGCGCCCGGCGCCAUGCUUUUUUCAGAGGACCGAGAAGGAUGAGGCCGCUGGGCAGCAGACUCGACGAGCCUGAUCUCCUUGGCCCUGGGGGAUACGGCUACUAUGGAGAGUACCAGGGUGAUUACUAUGGCACAGGCGUCAACUAUGACUUCUUCCCUCAUGGUCCUCCCUCUUCUCAGGCUCAGUCUCCUGCCGAGCCUCCCUUCCUGCUCAGCUCGGGCUCCGGAGACGACCAGCGCUUCACAGACGUGAUGUCACAUGAUGACACGCCAAGCCCAGAGUUGCACCCAAAUGCACAGGGUGAAGGCGGAUUUGGGACAGGACCCAGUCCACCAUACCCACUGGCCAACAAUGCCAACUACAGUGGGCAAGAGAUGGGUGAAAAUACCGUAUGGUAGGGGUGGUUGGGGUUUCUGGACAGAUAAAUAGGGGGCAAAAUGGGAUGUGGUGCAGGACACAAGACUGGAAGUUUAGCACCAGAAACCCACCCAAUCCCUUAAGAAAACCCACAAACCCCACUGGCUCUAUUUGCUCCAGUUUCCAGAGGCGCUCUUCUGAGCAGGAUGAAAAUAUGUUUCAAGGUCAUGACAUACAGGAAACGAAACUGUCAUGUGGCUCAAAUAUUGCAAGGACAUCAUGUUCUUUCUUUGCUCACAAUCUCUUCAUUCACUUUCUACAGCCCGACAGACCAGUUACAAACACUGGAAUUCUUUCCAUCACCAUUGGUUUUUGCAUGGACUCAGUUUUAUGGUAUGGCAUCAUACAUAUUAGUACUCAUACCUGUUAGCCUUGUCCAGUUUUGCUUUUGUUAUUAUUUACAGACUAGCAAAGGUUGUUGGUCUGUGUGCAAAUGGCUAGAAACCGUUGAGUGGAUUUGUUCAGAAAUUCGGAAUAAAUUGGGAAUUGGGUAGUGAACUUUAAACCUGAGCCCACUCAUUUUGCUUUUGGUUUAUUUCUUUGUCAAAGAUCAUCCCAUUUGACUGCUUUUUUCCAUGUUCUAAAACUUUGAUCUGUUUUCAUUCAUUGAAAAACAAUAAACCUUUUGAUGACCACAGAGUUUGCUUUCAACCCUGUUGUGGUUUCAAGAGUUAAACAUGCAAAGUGUCUCUAAAAAAGGUAUUCUGUGCUAUGCCACUUCUAUUUUUAUUUCUCCAUUUUGUCUAACCUUUGUGUAUUUGGGUAUACAAGCUUCAGCCGCCAUCAGUAUGCAAUCAGUAUGCUUUAUAUUGUUUGUCCUGUGGAAACUACUCACUAUAAGUGGCAUAAUUGACCAGAUAAAUAGCAUAUGCAUAGCAUAGUGGUGUAGCAGGUAGCAACGCUGCCUCACAGCUCCAGAGUACCUGGUUCAAUCCUGAUCCCAUCCAGGCUGUAGGCCCACCUCAAACCCAGUUUCGGGCUGGAACUGGCUCUAGAUCCACCAUGACCAGGAUAAAAUGGUGAAUGAAUAUGAACGAAUAUCAUAAUCUAAACAUCAUUUCAGAUCACAAGCACGUAAUGGGUACAAAAAGUAUUGUAGCUACAAAUUAGCUGGAAAUAACUAGAGAUUGAAGGCCAAUAUUUUUAUGUUUCAUCUUUUUAUUAGGAAAAGCAUUUAUAUUUAAUACAGUUGAAGCAUUUUAUCUCUUCUACCAGUAGACAAAUUAACAUAGAAAAAAAAAUGCUAUACCAGGGCAGACAUCAAUUUUUAUUUUAAGAAUUGCAGACAUAGUCAUGAAGUAGUCACACCAAAAUCUAUGUCGUACUGGACAGAGGAAAAAACAUGUGGCUUAAAUUACAAGGAGAGUAGUGACAUCUGUCACAAGUUUCACUAAUAUUGGGAUAGAUUUCAGCUAGACAAGCUCUUGAAAAAUGAACUCUGUACAGUAUUUUAAAUUGUGUAAGACAGAGCCAGGCACAUAUACACAUAAGCUUGUAUGUAACCUGCCUACUGUACCCUCCCACCAUAAUUUUGUAAACACCAUUCCCAAUUCGCCCUCCCAUGCUGUUUUAUUCCUCCACGUGUAGGUUUAUCUAGAGGGAGAAGUUGAUUAUAAAUUUUACAUAUUAAAGACUUUUGUUGGUGCUUUAAAAGUAACAGGUCCUCCCAAGGCUUCUUCGGUGGUAAAGCAGGAAAUUCUGGAAACAGAGGUACAAUGUCUUACCUGAAAAUUUCUAAAUAUGUGAGAAGAUGGCAAUUCAAACUCACCACUAAAAUCUACGUAUUCACGAAAAGUGCCAUCUUUAUAGAGAUCUAGGAAAGUCUUAACACCUUUAUCCUGCCAUUGUAUAAAAGUUGAGGGAAAUGAAUGGAAGGCCAAUAUUUUUUAAUAGGAACUAUCUAUGCCAGGACUCUGAACUGGUUCAAGAAACAAAAACUGAAACAAAUGAUAUUUUGCUAAGAACAAAAACAAUUGAAAAACAUAGUCAUACUUAACUGUUCUGAAACAAAAACCUUAAUUGAAGAGCUUUGUUACUGGUUAAUAAUUGGUUAAGAUAAAAUUGGUUAAGUUAUUUUCCCAUUUCAUGUAGCCCACCAGCUUAUUAUGUAUGUUUUACCUCCAAUGUUUUACCUCCAAACGUAUUUGGAUCAAAGUCACGUGAUUUCUGUCUAACAGUUUCCCAAGGUUACUAUUGUAUAACAUUACACUUAUAAAUAGACAAAUGUGAAAGGAACAGAUUUACCAAAUGUUCUAACCAGUUUAGAACCAUUAUGUUGGAGUUGGAACACAAGAAUGGACAUGUUAUAACAUUGGAUUUGCUCAGUGUGAACAGGUUGUUUAUGAGCCCUGAUAUUUUCAAGGCAUGACCUUUAGAGUUCAUGACAGUAUGAAGUUCACAGAAAAGCCAUACUACCUUUUUACACCAUUCUACCUUUCAGUGAGACGAGCACAUAUUUGUUGGUUGAAUUUUUCUUUCCUACAAUCAUACCAAGCAUUAAAUGUGGAGUGAUUGCUCCUGUCAAGUACAGUUGAAUAACCUUUGUCACUUUAGUUAUAUUUCUGUGAUGUCUGACUUGUUACAUCACCGAUUGGUUACUGACAAUAUAUUGGAUUGUGUCAGGUUGAAGGAGAAUCCAACCUGCCUGAGCUUCCGUCUUAUCUCUGCCAUUCUGUAAUAUUUGAACACUCGCCCUCCCAUCCACAUAUCAGCCUUU